This is a messenger RNA of Octopus sinensis (East Asian common octopus), 546 nucleotides long. Its product is annotated as 39S ribosomal protein L41, mitochondrial. The record is from RefSeq and is a predicted model, not a curated record. The transcript is spliced from 3 exons. Gene Ontology annotation, molecular function: structural constituent of ribosome. Gene Ontology annotation, cellular component: mitochondrial large ribosomal subunit. Gene Ontology annotation, biological process: translation. Bases 60 to 449 code for a protein of 129 amino acids. NCBI's taxonomy places the organism in Eukaryota, Metazoa, Mollusca, Cephalopoda, Octopoda, Octopodidae.
UGAUUAUUUAGUUGAGAGCCGUUAAGCGGUGUCUCUGAUAUUGAUGACUUUUGGUAGUCAUGCAGGGGUCAACGUUACAAAUUGUUCGAUCUCUGCGAACAAGUUCCUUUUCCCUGGGCAAGAAAACUCGCGAUCCUUUCGAUCAACGUUUUGAGGUUACUGGAAAACAUGCAAAACGUGACAAACCUCACCAUAAACAGGUGCAAAGUAUUCUUGCUAAACACAUUGUACCUGAAGUUGGUGGAUUUUCCAGAAAAACUGGGAAGUACUGCAUUAUUCCUGAAAUGAUACCAAAUAUUGUUGUUCCUGAUCUUACAGAUUGUGAGCUGAAGCCAUAUGUCUCUUACAAAGUUCCUGAUGUUGUACAGUCACAGUUCACUGCUAAAGAAUUGUUUGAUGCCUGUUACGCACCUUCAAUAAUUGAAGAACACAAUGCCAGCAAAAGAUGAUAGCCACAAGUGUUAAAGAAAUUUUACAGUUCUAUUUAUUGUCAAAUAUUGAAUUUUCUCAUUUUAAGUAAAAUAAAAAGUUAAACAUUUUCUAAAU